Messenger RNA from Dendronephthya gigantea, 5778 nucleotides. RefSeq names its product mycocerosic acid synthase-like. Gene Ontology annotation, biological process: fatty acid biosynthetic process. Gene Ontology annotation, molecular function: fatty acid synthase activity. Lineage: Eukaryota; Metazoa; Cnidaria; Anthozoa; Malacalcyonacea; Nephtheidae. The coding region runs from base 19 to 5565 and encodes 1848 amino acids. The transcript is spliced from 10 exons. The record is from RefSeq and is a predicted model, not a curated record.
GAGCCUGUAUUAAAAAAUAUGUUUUCUGAUGGUCACCAGUUCUUUCUUGAAAUUAAUGCAGCGCCUCAGCUUUCGUACCAUGUUCGUGAAACCUGGUCCCGCAAUCAAGCGUCUGGCCCCCGGCAGUCAAAUGACGUCGUCGUGGUUCAAACUCUGCCAAAGCGGUCAGUUAAUAACCAGCACUUAUCAUUUCUUCAAAAUUGUGUUGCUCGUCUCUUUGUAAAUGGUGUGCCGUUAUCAUGGAAUAAAAUACAAGGCUCAGGAUCGAAAACCUUUUUCCCCCGUCCGACAUAUCCAUGGCAAGAGAAAGAGUUUUGGUACCGCAGUGCCCAUCCGCCUGAAUUCGUUACAUUCCUUGAUCAGCGAAACACUGACGAACAAACUACUACAACUGCCACUAUCCAUCCCCUUCUUGGCAAAACUGUACCGACAGAAACAUUUACUGGUUUAGAAGCUUGGGAAUCUGAAAUCAAUUUGCACGAUGUUCCCUACAUCAAGGAUCACAAAUUUUCACAAUCAUCGGACCCAGUGAUGCCUGCAGCUGUUUAUGUCGAGAUGAUAGCUGCAAUGUCGUUGCAUUUAUCUCCACAAUCAACUCCCGAAAUACGGAUCAUUCGCUUUGAAAAACUCCUGACCAUAUCCAACAACGAUUCGUACAGGAUUAGAACACGUCUUCUGCCUAGAAAAUCUUUCAGUGAAGAAAAAUCAUUUCAGAUAACAAUAGUGGAAAGCAACGAAGAAGAGAUUGUUGUUUCACAAGGCUCUAUUCAACUUGGUGUUGAGGAUGGGAAUAUUUUAAAACGUACCCCCCGAGAACGAAAUUUCAACACUAUUGAAAAGCUCAAAUCUGAAAUGGAAGAAAGGUCUACAACAGAUAUUGAAGAGAUUCGUAAAAUUGCAGGAUUCGCUUUCGGUCCCCAGUUUAAUUUGAUAUCUCAGGCCUGGUCUAAUGACACUGAAGCUCUUUCUCUCAUAUGCCCAACUGAAGAGAUCAAGAAUACAUCAGCAUAUGUAAUCCAUCCUUCUGUAAUUGAUGCUUGUUUCCAGACAGCCUUCCUAUUAAAAAGUAUUGCAGGUAAAUUGGUGCCUAAGACGAUCACAGGUAUCACCAUUUUCCAGAAGAUCCCGUGCACUCAACUGUUUCAUGCUCACGUGAAAAUAAUAGAAUCUAAAGAAGCACCCACUUACAGUAUUACUCUUAUGGAUUAUUAUGGUCAAGUUGUGAUGAUUAUUGACAAGUACAUAACGGCACAAAUUUUAUCAGACAAAGUGAAGACAACAUUUGAUGAAGCAGUAUUCACUAUUGGUUGGCAGCAGUUAGCGACUGAAUCUUCAAAGGCUAGUCAGGAUAAUGUGUGGCUUAUUUUGAGGGACCAAAGUAAGUUUGCAGAACGAUUUACACAGCAUAUUCCCGAAUACGAAAGUGUAAAUUUUGUUGAUGUACAAGACACGACAGAUUCAACUCGUGACGCAGUUUCUCAAGCAAUAGAUAAAGUAUUGAGAAAAAUAAAAGGCAAUAAAAGCUUGCUGGUGAUCAAUUUUUGGCCUGUCGAUGCCCGCAUGUUUAAUGCUGAUGCAAACAAUUUCCACAUUGUCCACAGCCUUACGUUCGAAACUUGUCUUUCGGUUUCUCAAGAGAUUUUAAAAAGAGAAGGCUCUCUCCCGAAGAUUCAGCUCGUUUUUGUCACUUCAGGAGUGGUUUCAAUUCCUCAAAUCCAGGAAAAUCAAAAUGAAAAUUUUCCAUGGGGUGCUUCUGUGUUUGGAUUUAGGAGAACCUUUUCCGAAGAAUUCACAAUCCCUAGUGCCUCAGUGAUCGACUUGCCAACCGAUCCUAGCGAAGAAGAUUUCCAUGCAAUGCUGCAAGACGUUGAAAAACAUGUGUUGGAAGAAGAAAUUGUUUAUCGAGGUGGUGUACGGUAUGUCAAUCGUAUUAAAAAGCUUGUCCUUGAUGAUUCUACCCUUGCAAAAAAAGAAUCGCCUCUCUGGAAAGACGGGACACGUAAGCCUAUAAAAUUGGCAAGUAUGUCAGGGCAGUGGUUCCUACAAAAAGUAACGAACGAACGAAUUAAAGAAAAAAAGGAAAUUGAAGUUCAUUAUGCCUGUUCUAUCUUAGACAAGGAAUGGCGAGAUAUGAAGAGGAACGAUUGUAUUUCAAUAGCCGGUAAAAUAUACAAUGGACACGAAGAAACUGAUUCCUUUGCGGUUGGUGUUUGUAAAGUUGGUGAUCUUGCAAGUUUUGUUGCUGCAGAAAAAUGCUGUUUCGCUGAGAUGAAAGUCGAUUUCACAGCCCAACAAGCUGCGUCCAUUGGAUUUCCAAUGGCAAUGUCCUACCACAUUCUCACAAAUAUUCUUGGUAAUCUGGAAAGUAAGAGAAAAGUCCUUGUCUAUCAUCAAAGUGAAGAAGUGUGUUUCAUCUUCGCUUCCGUUGCCGUAUCCAUGGAUAAAAAUGUCGUGUGUCUUGUGGACAAUCAGGCAAGUAAAACCCGGAUGAUGAAAUUUGGUAUGUUCUUGGUUGUGACUGAAGACGAAUUAACGAGGGCUGACUCAAAAGAUGCUUGUUAUGAGGAAUUAGAUGCCGUAUGCUUUCUCGGUAGGACCAGUUCUUAUGUCACACGCCAAAUACUGAAACAUCUUAAAUCAGGGGCUACUGUGAUUGCAGUUACUCUCAAUGGGGAAGAAACGUUCAGGUUCAACCCAUGGAUUUACAUGAAAGAUGUCUUCCUUGUUUUGACCAGUUUACAAGACAUCACUGAAAACUCUAAGGAUUUUUCAGAGCUAUUGGACUUGUGCUGUUCAGUCUUGAAAUCGAAAGGCCAUUGGAACAACCUUUUGAAUAUACUACAACACGCAUCCAGCAUAUACGAUAUCAUCGGGUUCCGCAAUGAAUCCAACAAGCGAUGCACGGAAAAAACGCCUGAUGUUGAAACAAAGAAAGAGUUUUGUCUAAAUACAAUUUCUCUGAAGCCUAAGUAUCCUCCUGAUCAGGUUGAUUUUUACAGUCUACCUCUUGACGACAACGGUUUGAAAGAUGAUCGCACUUACCUUGUUAUUGGUGGUGUUCGUGGUUUUGGAUUCGAAGUCGCGAGAUGGAUGGUUGAAAAUGGAGCAAAAACAGUCAUGUGUACGGCUCGCUCAGCACCAUGCGAGGAAAAGAAAGAGGAGGUCAAACUUUUGGAGAAGAAAACUGGAGCUCGAAUUUUUUUACGACAAGCAGACGUAACAUCUUUGGAAGAAAUGAAUGUAAUAAGGAGUGAACUAGAAAGUUUGCCUGCGACAGCCGGAAUUGUUUUUACUGCCAUGGUAUUAGCCGAUCAAUUGCUAAAAAAUGCCGACUUGAAGACAUGCAGAGAGGUUGUGGGUACUAAGGUAAAAGGAAGUGUUAUCCUUCAUGAACUCAGUCUAUCGAUGGAUCUAGAUUUCUUCAUCAUGUUUUCCUCAAUAUCUGGAGUUCUUGGUAAUUCUGGCCAAGUAUCUUACGCUGCAGCUAACUCCUUUUUGGACCAACUAUGCGAAUAUCGUCAAAACAAGCUUGGGCUGCCUGCCUUGUCGAUUAACUGGGGAGCGAUCAGUGGUGCUGGGGUAUUGGAGAGAAAUAAAGAUGUUACCUCUAUCCUGGAAACUUCUGGAUUGCUUUCCCUUCACUAUACAAAAGGAUUCGAAUUUCUGAAAUCUAUCAUGCUUAAAAAAUUUAACGAAGCUCAAGUCUGUGUAUGUCCUGUGGAUUGGCAAAUCUAUCUUAAAGGGCAUACUUCUUCGAGAUUGCAAUUGAAACGAGAUGAAACGAUGGUUGUUGCUGACGAUAUUAUGUUGGAAAACCUAGCACUACAACCGUUAGACUUCAGAGUUAACUACGUUCAAGAUUUUGUUAAGCGCCUCCUCAGCUCAUGGUCGGGAAGUGAAGCCUCCGAAUUGAACUUAAACAUCGGUCUUUACAAGUAUGGCAUCGAUUCAAUUGUUGCAGCAAAUAUGAGACUUCGAAUUAAAAAUAGCAUUGGUGCCACGUUUGAGACGUACUAUUUUAUUCAACCAAAUGUGAGCGGCCUAACAAUCGUCAAUGAUAUUCUGGAACAAAUCGAGAACAUCAACACCACGAGUGUGAAGGGUGAAUCUUCACAAAAAGCUAACCAAAGCAGAACAAAUAGUUUGCCUGUUGACAGAGAGAAGGGCGCUUCUGCAGAUAAAAAUGUUCUCUUAUCUAAUGUUUUCCCCGUUUACAACGCUGAGAAUGAAGAAAGUGAAGAUGGAGUUGAAUUGCAAUCCGUUGACAACCCCGAGAAAGUAAUUCCUCUCUAUACAUCAGAAAGUGUGUUUGUGAAAGUAUUCAUGGUUCAUGGUAGCCCCAAAUCAGCCCUUGCUUUGGCAUCAUUUGCACAAGGUUUCCAAAAACAGGCCAAGAUUGCAUUGUAUGGUAUUGGAGUAGAUGACACGUCGAUUGAGAAGAGUGACUAUGGAACAGUGCUGACACUCGCCCGAAGAUAUGUAGAUUUAAUCAGAAAAAUACAGCCAAGCGGUCCAUUUUAUCUUGCUGGAUACUCCUUUGGUGGCCUGGUGGCUUACGAAAUGGCGAGUGAACUGAAAAGAAAUAAUGAAACUGUCGCGAUGGUGUUCAUGGUGGAUACGUACGGAUGGCACCCUAAAGCUUUGGCAAACUCCAACGAAUUCGUGAGAAAAUUUGCCGAGCAUAAGUUGAAGUUGACUGAAAAAUAUGUGACAAGAAAACUCAUCGAAAAAAUGGCCUUCGCUGAGCUGGGUAUAAAUAAGGAUACCCUUAAUAAUUUUUAUGGAGAAUUACAAGACGACGUGGAAGUCAUUGCGGCGUUAGAGAGUCAAGCUGCCGAAGAAAACCUUGUGUUUCCAUUGAAAGAAAAAGCUGAAAAACUUCAGUAUGAACUCAGAUCAGCCGCUGAGGCUCACUUGGAUUGGCAACCUUCCAAGAUAUGCUACGAAGGGACAUUAACAUACGUAAGCUGUGAUGAAACAAACUCAUUCUCUCUUUCCACACCAGCGAUAUGGGGAACGUUAGUUGAGAGAAUGGAUUUGCUCUACGUUUCUGGACGUCAUCUAGAGCUGAGCGAGGAGACUCGGGCGGAAAUUUGUGGAUUCAUCAUGAUGACUACAGCAGCAAUGAACUAUCUGUCAAAAUUUUCAUACAAUAAAUUCCAGGCAGUAAGAUCAAAGCGUCAAGAACGAUUGGUGGAAUUUCUAAAGCAAGGGCUAUCAAUCUGGAUGCUGUCAAGUCAAUCUGGUACAUCUAUAGGUUCGUUAGAAUGGAUAAAAGGCACUCUCUUGUUGAAUUGCGAAGAGACCGUAUUUAGUUUUCAAUAUAAAUCGUUUGGAUUUCACAAAAUGCAAAAUAUUGCGAUGAGAGAUUUGACAAACAUCAUUCCUGGCAGGCAUGUUGAUGUAAUUCAGAAACACCAUGGAAAAAAAUCAUACGUUGAUUUACUGACAUGUUUGCUGACCAAAAAAGACCGUCUUCAGACGUUCCGAUCCAUGGACAUGCAGCGCCUCAAACUACUAGUGGAUUGUUUAGAAGCACUUUUUGGGAUACCGUUCAUGCACUGAUAGAAAAUUUUACACAGUCUCUUUAUGGACAAUAUUUAUGCCCUACAUUAAUAAGUUUUAAAACACAAUGUAUACUGCACUAUCGCUGUUAUAAUCAUACCUAUGAAAUGUUUUUGUUUUAGACUAUAUAAUUAUAUAGUGGAUCAAAGACUAAGGUGGAUUUUGAUGGAAGUUCACGAAAUAAAACUUAAUUUUCCGUAAUCAAUAAAUUUC